This is a messenger RNA of Rhodamnia argentea, 2044 nucleotides long. RefSeq names its product 4-coumarate--CoA ligase-like 5. The record is from RefSeq and is a predicted model, not a curated record. Lineage: Eukaryota; Viridiplantae; Streptophyta; Magnoliopsida; Myrtales; Myrtaceae. Gene Ontology annotation, cellular component: peroxisome. The coding region runs from base 45 to 1736 and encodes 563 amino acids. Gene Ontology annotation, molecular function: CoA-ligase activity. The transcript has 6 exons.
UUUCUUUGAAGCUCAAGCUCUCUGGAAGUGGCGACCGAUCUAAAAUGGCAGCCAACCCACUCCAAAUCGACCGCAAGAGCGGGUUUAGCAGCUCCAACUCCACCUUCUACAGCAAGCGCAACCCCAUCCCCCUUCCUCCCAACCCCUUCCUCGACGUCACCACUUUCAUCUCCUCCCACUCCCACCGCGGCUCCACCGCCUUGAUCGACGCCUCCUCCGGCCUCCACGUCCCCUUCCCCGAGCUCUGGCGCUCCGUCGACUCCCUCGCCGCCCGCCUCUCCGCCAUGGGCAUCCGGAAGGGCGACGUCGUCCUCCUUCUCUCCCCCAACUCCAUCUCCUUCCCCGUCGUCUGCCUCGCCGUCAUGUCCCUUGGCGCCGUCAUCACCACCACCAACCCCCUUAACACCGCCUCCGAGAUCGCCAAGCAGAUCGCCGACUCCAAGCCCGUCCUCGCCUUCACCACACCCGACCUCGCCCCCAAGCUCGCCGCCGCCGCCUCCAGCCUCUGUCUCGUCCUCAUCGAGGACGCCGCACCGCAAUCUUCUCGACCUGACGGUGGCAGUGGACCCGCUCCGAAAGCAAAGAUAAUCACGACUCUGCGCGAGAUGAUUGCGAGCGGACCAGAGGCAAGCGGGAGGCGAGUCAGGGAGCAAGUCCACCAGAACGACACAGCGACUCUGCUCUACUCGUCUGGCACCACCGGCGCGAGUAAAGGCGUCGUCUCCUCCCACCGGAACCUCAUCGCGAUGGUCCAGACUGUCCUCAACAGGUUCAAUUUGGACGAGGAAGGGCAGCAGCGGUUUUUGUGCACGGUCCCGAUGUUCCACAUCUACGGCCUGGCGGCUUUCGCGACGGGCCUGCUCGCGUCUGGGUCGACAAUCGUCGUCCUCUCCAAGUUCGACAUGCACGAGAUGCUCGCGUCGAUCGCCAAGCACAGGGCCACGUACCUGCCGCUCGUGCCACCGAUCCUGGUCGCGAUGGUGAACAACGCGGACCAGAUAAGGGCGAGGUACGACCUGAGCUCGCUCGGCUCGGUGCUCUCCGGCGGGGCCCCGCUGAGCCGGGAGGUGAUCGAAGGGUUCGUGGAGAGGUACCCGGCGGUGAGGAUCUUGCAGGGGUACGGGCUGACGGAGUCGGCGGGGAUCGGGGCGUCGACGGACUCGCUGGAGGAGAGCCGACGGUACGGCACGGCGGGGCUGCUGUCGCCGAGCAUGGAGGCGAGGAUCGUCGAUCCAGAGCACGGGGAGGCGUUGGGAGUGAACCGGACGGGCGAGCUUUGGCUGCGGGGGCCCACCAUUAUGAAAGGUUAUUUUAGCAAUGCCGAAGCAACCACCUCGACUUUGGAUUCCGAGGGAUGGCUGAGAACCGGCGACAUCUGCUAUUUCGACGAGGAUGGGUUCAUUUUUGUGGUUGAUAGGCUGAAGGAACUUAUCAAGUAUAAAGGAUAUCAGGUUCCUCCGGCGGAACUAGAGGCAUUGUUGCUCACGCAUCCUGAUGUUGCCGAUGCUGCUGUUAUACCGUUUCCUGAUAAGGAGGUCGGCCAAUUCCCCAUGGCAUACGUGGUAAGAAAAGCUGGAAGGGAGCUAUCAGAGACAGCGGUCAUGGACUUCGUCGCCAGACAGGUGGCCCCAUACAAGAGAAUCCGGAGGGUGGCAUUCAUAGCUUCCAUACCGAAGAAUCCUUCUGGCAAGAUCCUUAGGAAGGAUCUCAUCAAGCUUGCUACGUCCAAACUUUGAAGCAUCAGGAGCUUUUCGUGGCCGUGGCGGGCAAUCGCCUUUCUCAGUUGAUAUUGAGUUCACUUAGCUAGUUGUUUGCGUGACAUUAACUCCUAGAAAGUAUUUUGAGAUUCCUGAGAACAUAUUCGGCAGCCCCUUGGUUAUCUUAACUUCUGUAUAGUUCUCUUCUUUGGGAAUGCCAGAACCUCAAUUAUCUGUAGAUAUCCUCUCUUGCUGAAUGCAACGAGAAUAAUUUAAGGUCGGUUGCGAAAGACAUUGGUUGAAUGCAACCCAACUUCGGGCUUCAAUACUCUCUUUUCUUUUCCUUA